AUGGAAAUAGAACAUAUAUUUAAAGUUGAAAGAGAUAAUGAAAAUCAAGUAUUUAAAGAUGUUGGAAAUAAAAUGCUUCUUUGGCAUGGUUCACGUUUGACUAAUUUUGCAGGUAUUAUGAGUCAAGGUUUACGUAUUGCACCACCUGAAGCACCUGUAACUGGUUAUAUGUUUGGAAAAGGUUUAUAUUUUGCUGAUAUGAGUAGUAAAAGUGCUAAUUAUUGCUAUCCAACACCAAGUAAUAAUACUGGUCUUGUUCUCCUUACUGAAGUUGCACUUGGUAAAUGUCAUGAAUUAUUUCAUGCUGAUAAUAAUGGUCAUCGAUUAUCAGAAGGUUUAUCAAGUGUUAAAGGUCUUGGCUCAAUAGCACCGAAUUUAAAAAAUGCAGUUACAUUAGAUGAUGGUGUUGUUGUUCCUAUGGGUCCUGCUGAAUCAACUAAUGUAGUUAAUCCAAAAGGUUAUACACUUAAUUAUAAUGAAUAUAUUGUUUAUGAUACAAAACAAGUUCGAAUACGAUAUUUAAUCAAAUUAAACUUUUUGUUUUAA
This is a messenger RNA of Rotaria sp. Silwood2, 546 nucleotides long. Lineage: Eukaryota; Metazoa; Rotifera; Eurotatoria; Philodinida; Philodinidae. The record is from the annotation of a GenBank genome assembly.